This is a messenger RNA of Dovyalis caffra, 210 nucleotides long. NCBI's taxonomy places the organism in Eukaryota, Viridiplantae, Streptophyta, Magnoliopsida, Malpighiales, Salicaceae. The record is from the annotation of a GenBank genome assembly.
AUGGCAGCUAGGGAAAAGCAGAUAAAUCAAGAGAAGCAGACCUCCAAAAAGACAUCAGAUUAUGGCUCGAAUAGAGACUCACCACUGAGGAGAAUAAGGAGUUUGCAGCCUUCACAAAUAUAUGUUCUGGAAUAUGAAGAGCUAAAAAUGCCCCAAAAGUUUCGCAAAAUUAAAGUGCACCGAACAAUCAGAACCGUGGCAGAUGAUUGA